AUGGCCAUGGGCCAUUUCGGACCCGUUGGCAACAUCCUUGGACAUGAGGGAGUUGGCCGCAUUGCAGCCUUGGGUUCCAACGUCGCUGCUCUUGAUCAAUCAGUUCAAGUUGGACAACGAGUGGGAGUAGCUUGGAUUCGCGAUAUCUGUGGCACUUGCGAGUCUUGCGUUGAUCUCGUAAAUGAGGGCGAAACACGAUGCGACAAAGCGCUUCACUCGGGCAAAGCCUACGAUGGCACGUUCGCUCAAUACACCCUUGUGCCACUUCGUUACUUGGCCCAGCUUCCACCGCAACUUGAUGAGUUACCCGACGAAGAGAUAGCUCCGAUUUUGUGUGGUGGUGUAACCGCCUACAAGGCUAUCAAGGGGUGCCAUGUCACUCCAGGUCAAUGGUUCGCUAUCUCAGGAGCGGGUGGUGGCGUCGGCGCUCUGGCAGUAGCUUAUGCUCACGCCAUGGGUUAUCGUGUGAUUGCCGUAGACGCCGGCCCUGAAAAGGGUGAGAUUUGCAGAGCUCAGGGAGCUGAGCAUUAUAUCGACGUCACGAUGCCAGGAACACUGGGUGAGAAGGUGAGGCAGGCGACAGGAGGCCACGGCGCAAAAGCUGUGGUUGUCACAGCUACGGCAACAGUCGCGUAUCAAGAGGCAUUCCAGCUGUUGGCACCAUUUGGUACGCUGAUGUGUGUGGGAAUUUUAUCAGCCGAGGCCAGGGUCGACUUCAACCCCCUGUGGCUCAUUGCUCAUGGGUGGAAAAUACUAAGUUCAUCUGUUGGAACUCGAGCGGAUAUACUUGAGGCUUUGGAGUUUGUGAGACGUCGUGCCGUUGUGCCAAAGGUCCAGUUGGGACGGCUCCAAGACAUUGAGGAACUGUUUCAAACUAUGCACGCAGGUCAGCUCCGGGGCAAGUGGGUAUUGAAGCUGGAUUAG
Molecule: messenger RNA, 924 nt
Organism: Colletotrichum spaethianum
Lineage: Eukaryota; Fungi; Ascomycota; Sordariomycetes; Glomerellales; Glomerellaceae
Product: alcohol dehydrogenase
Exons: 2
Coding region: 1-924 (307 amino acids)
Molecular function (GO): zinc ion binding; oxidoreductase activity
Source: RefSeq, a predicted model, not a curated record